AUGUUACUACCACAGCUGACUUCCCGGCUGCUGAAGGCUUCACGAGUUGCAGGCCACCUCCUGCCACGGUCCGUGUCGUCCUUGCUCUACUCCCACUCCACACCUGCACCCUACAGCACACAGCCAUCCAGCAAGAGUGGGGCCCAGCCUCAGCAGUGGUAUGCUCUGGACCCUGACCUGGAGGAGAUGCUGAUCCCUAGAAAACUUUCCAUCAGCCCCUUGGAAAGCUGGCUGACUGUUAGAUACUCCCUUCCUAAGGUGGGAGUUCCUGCUCAGGAAGAAGGCGGCUCUGAAGCUCUGCAGCGGUACGACUGCCCCCCUCCUGCCGAGGGAGGCGAUGUGGAGGAAGGGGAGGGAGCACCCAGCGGCAAGCUGCAGUGCAAGAACGUUUUGGAGAUUCGCAGGAGGAAAAUGAACCGGCACAAGUUCAAAAAGCUGCUGAAGAGGAGGAAGUUUGUGCGGAGGAGAAUCAAGGAAGGGCGCAAGAAGAAGCGCCAGAUAAAAUUUGAGAAAGAUUUGGAGCGCAUCUGGAAAAGAGCUGGUUUGAAAAGUCCUCCUGCAGGAUGGCAAACACCCAAGAUAUUUCUGAAAAGUUCAAAGCGAUAA
Molecule: messenger RNA, 606 nt
Organism: Chaetura pelagica (chimney swift)
Lineage: Eukaryota; Metazoa; Chordata; Aves; Apodiformes; Apodidae
Gene: AURKAIP1
Product: aurora kinase A interacting protein 1
Exons: 3
Coding region: 1-606 (201 amino acids)
Biological process (GO): mRNA processing
Cellular component (GO): mitochondrion
Source: RefSeq, a predicted model, not a curated record